Messenger RNA from Hypoxylon fragiforme, 2067 nucleotides. RefSeq names its product WD40 repeat-like protein. Gene Ontology annotation, molecular function: protein binding; phosphatidylinositol-3-phosphate binding; phosphatidylinositol-3,5-bisphosphate binding. Gene Ontology annotation, biological process: protein lipidation; autophagy of mitochondrion; protein localization to phagophore assembly site. Lineage: Eukaryota; Fungi; Ascomycota; Sordariomycetes; Xylariales; Hypoxylaceae. Gene Ontology annotation, cellular component: cytosol; fungal-type vacuole membrane; phagophore assembly site membrane. The transcript has 3 exons. The record is from RefSeq and is a predicted model, not a curated record. Bases 531 to 1889 code for a protein of 452 amino acids.
ACCUAAAAGACCUAAAAGACCUAAAAGACCUAAAUGCCAACAUUGAACAUUGAAACUAUCCAUAAUCCAUACAUAUUCAUAUCCAUACCUAUCCGAUACUUCCUACGUACCCUUACAUCCGAAAGGUUACCUAGCUCAGCAUUAAUCCUUUUUACCUAGUGCUAUCGAUAAUUUUCUUAUUAUUCUAUUAUUCCUUCUACUUUAACAAAUCUAACCUACACACUUCUUCCUGUGUGGUUUCUUCUUCUACUUUUGUGUCAUGACGGGGAACGAUCGCCCCGAAUCGAGACGGCGUUGACGUAGAGACAGAACUUGCCUCAGCCCACUCCUCCAAAAGUAUCUGUCUACCUAUCUGUCUACCUAUCUGUCUACCUACCUGUCUACCUAUCAACCUACUAGGUAUUUCACCGAACCUAGGUGGCAGUUCGAACUACAGCUGUGGUCGCAUUGCAAAUACUACCAUUCCUAGAAUUGCCAUCAUCCAUUAUAUAAGUCUUCAGUUAGGAAUAGCUCGGCGCAUCUUAACAGCCAUGUCGAAUCCAGCCCUCAAUUUUAUCACCUUUAACCAGGAUCACAGCUGUUUAGCUGUUGGAACCUCCAAAGGAUUUCGGAUAUACCAUACCGACCCAUUCUCCAAAAUCUUCAGUAGUGAUGAUGGGAACAUUGCUAUCAUCGAGAUGCUCUUCUCGACCUCCCUAGUUGCUCUUGUCCUCUCCCCGCGUCAUCUCAUAAUACAGAACACAAAACGUGCGUCUGUUAUUUGCGAACUCACUUUUCCAUCCGCCGUCCUGGCUGUCCGCUUAAACCGCAAGCGGUUAGCUGUCGUACUCGAGGAUGAGAUCUAUCUCUAUGACAUCGCCAAUAUGACGCUGCUUACCAACAUUGCGACCUCUCCGAACCCGAGCGCUGUUUGCGCGCUAUCUCCUUCAUCCGAGCACUGCUACCUUGCUUACCCUCUACCGAAACCGCGUGAUGACACACAAGACAAACGACCGUCGCAUGCGCCCCCGACCUCUCUCUACGCCCCCGUAACAUCGGGAGAUGUCCUCAUCUAUGAUUCUUUGACCCUCAAAGCCGUUAAUGUCGUUGAGGCUCAUCGUUCCCCCUUGUCGUGUAUUGCGCUCAACAACGAAGGCAAUCUAUUAGCGACAGCAAGUGAAACGGGUACAAUCAUCCGAGUAUUUUCGGUGCCUCGUGGCCAAAAGCUCUUUCAAUUCCGGCGAGGCACAUAUCCUAGCACGAUAUACAGCAUGUCCUUCAACAUGGCUAGCUCGCUACUUUGUGUCUCCUCCACUUCUGAGACUGUGCAUAUCUUUCGUCUCCAACAACCAGGACCUAACACGAAUAAUGCUGCUUCAGAUGCGCAGUCAUCUACCUCUCCCCGAACUGACCGAUGGUCUCGCAGCCGGAGUUACGACAGUGGUAACGACUCGACCAGCAGCGCCCAGGGCUCCCCACGCAGCGAAGUGGCUGAACUUACGCCGGCAGCGGCAAACAACCCCGCCACGCAUAGGAGGCAAAGCGGGUCGUUUAGUAGCAUUCUUCGCCGUUCCUCUCAGAUUAUGGGUCGUAGCGUGGCUGGAGUCGUGGGAAACUACCUACCGCAAACUGUGACGGAGAUGUGGGAACCCCUUCGCGAUUUUGCGUACAUCAAAAUACCGAAGACCUCGUCUGUAUCGCCACGCACUGGCGGAAACGCAAGUGGCCAGCAACUACGCAGUGUGGUGGCAAUGAGCAGCACCAGCCCACAGGUCAUGGUCGUGACUAGUGAUGGCGGGUUUUACGUAUUCAACAUCGACAUGGAACAAGGUGGAGAGGGAUACUUAGUGAAGCAGUUCUCAGUCCUAGACAGCGACGACAAGCUUGACACAUCGAACUACGGACCAUAGGAGGACGUCGGUCCCGGUCCCGCCAGGCUUUCCAAAGAACUUCUUUCCGAGGCCCAAAUGGUGGAAAACGAAGAGCUUGAGAAACAGGGGUGGACGGUCGUUGAUCAUCGGUGAAAAACCACAAUCAAUGUUGUUUCAGGGCAAGGGGGAUGGGGUUAAGGGGGUUUAGGGGAGGCAG